This is a messenger RNA of Trichogramma pretiosum, 787 nucleotides long. RefSeq names its product UDP-N-acetylglucosamine transferase subunit ALG13 homolog (gene Alg13). Gene Ontology annotation, biological process: dolichol-linked oligosaccharide biosynthetic process. Lineage: Eukaryota; Metazoa; Arthropoda; Insecta; Hymenoptera; Trichogrammatidae. The transcript is spliced from 3 exons. The coding region runs from base 254 to 757 and encodes 167 amino acids. The record is from RefSeq and is a predicted model, not a curated record. Gene Ontology annotation, molecular function: hexosyltransferase activity.
CAGUUUUUCGUCUGCUAGUUUAUAAUUGUUGACUAUUCAUAAUUUGAUAUACCUAUAAUUAUUAAUAUCUAACGCUUUAUAGUAUCGAUCUCACUUACUUUCUAUGUGAUUGUUCAUUCGAUUUGUUUUAUAAUUAAAAAUCUUGCAUACUUAUGAUAAACAGCUAUUAUAAUCAUUUAAAAUCGUUUUGCAUUUACAUGGAGGGAAUGAACUAUUUCGUGAAAAAUAAUUCUGCUUCUGAACAAAAAUUAAAAUGGAAAACAAAAUAGUAUUCGUAACUGUUGGAACAACAACAUUUGAUGAUCUUAUUAUUACAGUUACUUCAGAUGAAAUUUUACACCAACUGAAUGCAAGAGGAUAUAAAAGUUUAAUCAUGCAAAUUGGAGAAAGUCAGUUUGUUCCUAAUUGUUCUCCAAGGUGUGGAUUUUCUUACAUUGAAGCAUUCUCUUUAAAACCUUCUUUAUGUGAAACAAUGAAAUCUGCUGAUUUAAUUAUUAGUCAUGCUGGAGCAGGAAGCUGCUUAGAAGCUUUAGACUUGAAAAAACCAUUAAUUGUUGUCACUAAUAACUUGUUAAUGAAUAAUCACCAAGUAGAACUUGCAAAACAGCUUUGUAAUGAUGGUUAUUUGUACUACUCAACUUGCAAAAAUUUAUUGGAACUAAUAAUAAAAAUGAAAUUAUCAGAAUUGAAAACUUUUCCCGGGGAUAAAAGUCAUGCCAUAGCAAAUGUUGUAAAUAAAUUAAUGGGAUUUUCUUAGUCUCAAAUGAAUAUAUAUUGUAAUUUUUCA